This is a messenger RNA of Terrapene triunguis (Three-toed box turtle), 1985 nucleotides long. RefSeq names its product CUE domain containing 2 (gene CUEDC2). NCBI's taxonomy places the organism in Eukaryota, Metazoa, Chordata, Testudines, Emydidae. The transcript has 9 exons. The coding region runs from base 286 to 984 and encodes 232 amino acids. Gene Ontology annotation, molecular function: ubiquitin binding. The record is from RefSeq and is a predicted model, not a curated record.
AUUUAAAGAGACAUGGAUCUUGAAAGAAUCAUUCGAGACUCUCUGACGUGCUUCAUCCAGUCCCACGUCCCUGAUGCCGAUCUCAGGACCUCAGAUUAUCCCUGAAAAUCUGCCCUACAACUAUUGACGAGGUCCUACCUGCCUUCACUUGCGAGAUCUGAUCCAAUCAUAGCACAGGAAGCUGGCCAAGUGGGUCCUGUGACUGCAGUUGCACUAGGUGGAAGGGCACUAGAGGGUGUUCUGGAAGAACUAGGCUCACCAGAGUCGUCCGAGGAGAACUUUGAUAUGGACACCUUUGUGGAAAUGAUGGAGGCGUAUAUCCCUGGCUUUGCAGAAAUCAACAGCGGGAACAUUUGUGAAAUGAUGUUUGCCCUCUCGGAAAGGCUCAGCGAAGCUCGCAACAAAGGAAACGUUUGCCAAAAGGCUGUGGAGAGUGUGAGCAGAGCCCCCGCUGAAGAGCUGAACCAGAGCGAUGAGCAGGGGGCAGAAGCUUCUGAUGAGAGGAGGCUGCAUAUACCAGCAGAGGGAGCUGUAGCUCAGGGAGCAGAAGGUGACCUGAAGGAUGGGGUGGAGCUGCUCCUGGAGAUGUUCCCAGCCUGCACCCUCAGCCAGGCUCAGAAGGCACUGGCCAUGGUGCUGGGAAACCUGGAAGAGGCGGUGCAGUUACUGGUGGAGGAGAAGGUGGAACCUGGCGCAGUGGGCGCUAAUGUGAAGGAGACAGCAAGGCCCCGCCGAGCACCCAAACAAGAGGAUCUCAAACGAUUUAUCUUACAGAAAUACAUGAUGGUGGACAGCGAGGAGGACCAGAAAACACACAGGCCGGUGCCACCAAAGGAGGCUCCCAAGAAACUGAUCCGCUACAUUGACAACCAGGUGGUGAGUACAAAGGGAGAAAGGUACAAAGACAUUAAGAAGCCAGAGAGUGAGGAGAUGAAGAGAACUUACAUCAGCCUCAAGCCAGCCAAGAAAUACAAAUUCCACUGACUGACGUUCCCUGCAAGGCAUCGUCCUCUACCCUGCUGCCUGAGGCAUGGAGGGACAGCCCUGGGGCAGGAAGGGUGAGAGGGGCCUUCUACACUCCUCUAACUGGAACUAACCUACCACUGGGAGCCAGCAUGCUGCUGUCAGCCUCUAAUUAUAGCAUGAUGCCACAGAGGAGCCUGUUCAGCAACGCUGUUUGUGUAACCCUCCAAAUUGUCCCUCCGCAGCCAGGAGCCAGCUGUCGCUAUGGCAAAUUUGACCAACCCAGCUGCUGUGUGUCCUGGACCUCUCUGCCAUUCCUUGCAUGGGGAUUUUUUAUAGCUAAUGUGUGGCUAGUGCAGUUGACAGCCACCUUUUUAAAUGUGUGUGCAAUAGUGUUGAUUAUGACUGUUAGUAAAGAUGGUGUGAAUUAGUGUGGAAUUCAGACAGACCAUGUCUGCUCCUGGGAAGGGUCACCAGGGUCUCAUGGUUGGUUGGAGGCUCAAGCUGCAUCCUUCUCUCUCAUGCCCCAGGCGGGGACGUGGCAGAGAUGGUGCCUGCAGACUGGCUACAUGCAGCUCCUUUAGCAGUUUGAAUGCACAGCGAGUGUAAGGGCUUAGGCUAGAAACUAGGCCUGGUAUUGUGAGCUCCCCACACCUCUGCCAGCACAAUUCCUGCUGGAUCUGCAGCACCCCGAUGGGGCCGGCAGCUGAGGACACCCCUACGGGGCCCUGCUAUUUCAGGGCUGGAACCUGAGUGGCAGCCACCAGCCCUGUGAUGAGCAGGGGACACAGCUCAGGAUGAAGGCUUGCUACACUUCUGAACAAACUCAGAUGUGAACUGAGUUCCCCGGCAGUAAGAACCCUCAGAGGCCUCGCUCUUCUCCCUGCCGUAGCAGUUGGGAAUCAGGCCCCCCCUCUCCAGGGCUAGUGUCACUUUCCCCUCCAGCCCACACUUGGAGCUAGGGCUGUGAUUCCCAGCUCUCAUCGAGCCACAUGCUAAGAACAGCAGUGUAGCUGCAGUAG